Molecule: messenger RNA, 2935 nt
Organism: Haplochromis burtoni (Burton's mouthbrooder)
Lineage: Eukaryota; Metazoa; Chordata; Actinopteri; Cichliformes; Cichlidae
Product: alpha-1,6-mannosylglycoprotein 6-beta-N-acetylglucosaminyltransferase B
Exons: 18
Coding region: 502-2919 (805 amino acids)
Biological process (GO): protein N-linked glycosylation
Cellular component (GO): Golgi apparatus
Molecular function (GO): alpha-1,6-mannosylglycoprotein 6-beta-N-acetylglucosaminyltransferase activity
Source: RefSeq, a predicted model, not a curated record
UGAGAACUGAACUAUAAGACCGGCUGGCUGGUUGGCCACACUCGCGCUGGGUGCGCUGCGAAGUUAAAUCGACUACGAAGCUGUCUCUCCUCUUUUAAAACCAAGAGAGCGAGCGACUAUACCGACCGACAAACAAACAUCUUCCCUCACAUGUUUUAUCAAACGCCAUUUUUUGUGCGUUUUUUCUUUUUUUUUCUUUUUUGGUGAAGGACUCCAGAGCUUCGGCGCAACCCGCGGCGACUUCUCCUUCACCGUGCUCGCCUGGAGACGGAAUAUAACGCUUUAAUGACAUUUUCACUCCCGGAUAAAGAAGCUCACUGAAUGAAACUUUAGACUUUGUCUUCUGGAUAGGUGAAGAAGCUCCGCUGUUUAUUUUUCUAUCUGUAGAAAAGGCGUGUUGUGCUGUGGACCGCUGUAUGGGACGCACUUAAAAAUGGUCGGUCACCUCAAGUUCCAGGUCGGGAGGUUAACAACGAUGUCAGGACUCGCUGGUUUUGGAAAAUGAUUGCUGGCAGCACCGACGCUAAAAUAAUGGUCAGAAGAUGUCUAGUAACGUUCAAACCGUUCAGGAUAUUCGUGGUGGGAAUAGGCUUCUUCAGCCUGUGUUUUCUAAUGACCUCUCUGGGGGGGCAGUUCUCAGCAAAGAGACUGGGGGACUCCCCCUUUACCAUCCGCACAGAAGUGCUGGGAGGCGUGGAGUCACGUGGUGUGCUGAGGAAGAUUAGCGACAUGUUGGAGGUGAUUCUGAAGAGGAUGGACAGUUUGUCCAAACUCGACAACACCUCCACCACUGACGCAAGGCGCCUGGAUGAGCUCAGCUCUGCCAUAAACAGGUUUCAACCAGCCAGCCUGGUGGAGAGGAUCCAAGCUAUCGCCCAGAAUGUCUCUAACAUGGCCAUCAGGGUGGAGCAGAUAUUGCAAAACAGUAUGGUGCAAGGCAGAGUAUUGAGAGAUGGGUCGUCAAGUCAGUGUGAAGUGCCGAGAGACCCUCGCUUCCCAGAGUGUCCUGGAAAAGUAGAUUGGAUGCGUGCACGGUGGACAUCAGAUCCUUGCUAUGCCUUCUAUGGUGUUGAUGGUUCAGACUGCUCUUUCCUCAUCUACCUGAGUGAGGUGGAGUGGUUCUGCCCCCCACUGGCCUGGAGGAACCACAGCAGCCCCCCUACCCAGCAUACACAGCCAGCAAAGUCCCCCAAGAGACAAGCUGCCUUCCGUACAGACCUCUCUGUGUUGCUGGACCAGGUUGGGACAGGUAAGGAGUCCCUCAGCUUUAUGAAGCGGCGAAUCCGGCGACUUGCACAACAGUGGGCAACAGCUGCCAAUCGUCUGGAUGCCAAAUUGGAGCAACAGUGGAGAGACCAGAAGAAGAUCCUCGUUCAUGUAGGCUUCCUAACUGAGGAGUCUGGAGAUGUUUUCAGCCCAAAGGUGUUGAAGGGAGGGCCUCUAGGUGAAAUGGUCCAAUGGGCUGAUAUCCUCACUGCACUUCAUGUUCUGGGACACAACCUCAAGAUCUCCAUGUCUGUCAAGGAACUUCAGGGGUUCCUCGGCGUGCCCCCAGGCAGAGGCAGUUGCCCACUCACUGGUCCAUUGCCCUUUGACCUCAUCUACACAGACUACCAUGGCCUGCAGCAGAUGAAGCAACACAUGGGGCUCUCACUCAAGAAACACAAGUGUCAUAUUCGAGUGAUUGACACCUUUGGCACGGAGCCUGCUUAUAAUCACGAGGAGUAUGCAACUCUGCAUGGCUACCGGACCAACUGGGGCUACUGGAACCUCAAUGCAAGGCAGUACAUGACUAUGUUCCCUCACACACCAGACAACUCAUUCAUGGGCUUUGUUUCGGAGGAGCUGAAUGAGACGGAGAAGAGGAGCAUCCAACAGAACAAAGUCAACAACAUGGCUGUAGUGUAUGGGAAAGAAGCCAGCAUGUGGAAGCUUCAGCAGGGUAAAGAGAGUUUCCUCCAGAUUCUCCAUAAAUACAUGGAAGUCCACGGCACAGUCUACUAUGAGACCCAGAGACCUCCAGAGGUCCCAGCCUUUGUGAAGAACCACGGCCUGCUGCCCCAGCACGAGCUGCAGCAAUUAUUGCGGAAGGCCAAGCUCUUCAUUGGUUUUGGUUUCCCAUACGAGGGCCCGGCCCCUCUUGAAGCUAUAGCCAAUGGUUGCAUUUUCCUCCAGCCCAAGUUCAACCCACCCCACAGCUCACUAAAUCACGAGUUUUUCCGAGGCAAGCCCACAUCUAGAGAGGUAUUCUCCCAGCACCCGUACGCGGAGCAGUACAUUGGCCGACCUCACGUCAUGACAGUGGACUACAACAACUCUGUGGAGUUUGACUCUGCUAUCAAGGAAAUCAUGAGGACCAAGGUCGAGCCUUAUCUGCCUUAUGAAUACACCUGCGAGGGCAUGCUCGAGAGAGUGCAUGCAUACAUACAGCAUCAGGAUUUCUGUGCCCCAGAGCCUCCCUUCAUUCCAGCCAACCUCUCCAGAAAGGGGUCUGCUGGUGGCAGCAGGAUGAUGGGACCUCUGUUUGUGCCCCUGCCCAACACUACAGCUCUUGGCUGGGCAUCCAAUGUGACAGCUCCCUCUGCCUGGCCUCCUCUCAGCUCCCUCAGGCUGCUUGUAUCUCAAGAGGGCCAGUCUUGUGUGGACGCCUGCCAGUCAGCUGGUUUCAUCUGUGAACCCGCUCACUUUCGCUUCAUCAACAACAAGGAGGCUCUGCGCAGGUUGGACGUACAGUGUGAAGUUGUAGACUCUGAGAUUAACCACAUCUUGCCAGCCUUCUCGGUGGUGCGGCAGGAGUGUGGCCUUCAGAGGGAACCGCUACUCUUCAGCUGUGCAGGACACUCCCCUAAAUACAGACGUCUUUGCCCCUGCAGGGACUUCCGCCAUGGGCAGGUGGCGCUGUGCAGAGACUGUCUAUAAUGACAGAACACGUGAA